UAAGGCAUCUAAUUGAAUUAAUUUCAAAGACUCGCAACUAAUUCGUGAAACAUGUCAAAGUUGAUCAAAUUACUAAGCCUCUUUAUAUUUCUGAAUGAAAUUUAUGGCGAAGAAGUAUCGAAACCUCACAUUAUUUUCAUACUUUUUGAUGACUUGGGUUGGAAUGACGUCAGUUUCCUUGGUUCUCACGACAUAAGGACACCGAACAUUGACACGCUUGCUUCGGAUGGAAUUGUAUUGAAUCAGUACUAUACAGAUGCCUUUGGUACACCUUCAAGAAGUGCGUUACUUACAGGAAAAUAUCCCAUGAGACUUGGUGUUCAAGGCAUCUCUAUAUCGGCGUCGGAAGAUCUCGGUAUACCUGAAUCGGAACGCCUCUUACCAUCCUAUUUGCGGGAAUUAGACUACGAAACCUAUUUGAUAGGUAAAUGGAACGUCGGUAAAUCUAGACAGCACUAUCUUCCUAUUCACAGAGGCUUUAACACGUUUUAUGGCUUCCUCGAUGGGUCUAUAGAUUACUUUACGCACGAUUUGAUAGAGAAAUGGAAUGGAGCCACUGCCUUUGGUUUAAACUUGUACAAUAAUACACAGCCCGUGGAAGAUCAAAGUGGUCAUGUCACAGAAAUAUUUACUGACAAAGCCGUUGAAAUAAUUAGAAACCAUGAUAGAACAGUACCUUUGUAUCUCCAGUUGUCGCACGCUGCCCCCCACACUGGUGGAGGUUUAGUUAAUCUUCAAACGCCUGCGGAUACUAUUGCGGCAAAUAGUCACAUCGCACAUUCCGCUCGGCGAACUUAUGCGGGUAUGGUUACUGGUUUAGAUAAAAGCGUUGGCAGCAUUGUUGCAGCUUUAUCUGAAAACGAAAUGCUGCAGAGUACAAUUAUCGUUAUCGUUUCGGAUAAUGGCGCCUUAACUACUGGAGCUUUGCAAAAUUUCGGCUCUAAUUUUCCGUUGCGAGGCGUUAAAGGCACACCUUGGGAAGGCGCUAUACGUUCUCCUGCACUCGUAUGGAGUCCUAUAUUACCUACUAAAAUUAUGAAUGAAGUAUUUCACGUAACCGAUUGGCUACCAACGUUAGUACACGCAGCAGGUGGCGCCAUCAAGAAACCAAUAGAUGGUGUAAACCAAUGGUUGUCACUUAAAGAUGGCAAGAAAUCAAAACGUAAAGAAAUAGUACUGGCAGUUGACAAUCUCAGCGGUUGGGUAGCUUUUAGAGAAGGUGAUUUAAAAAUUAUACUAGGAAAAGUUGAUGAAGAAACAAGUGGAUAUUACGGCAAAGAGUUACAAGCUUUGAGAAAAGAUCCCCCAUCGUAUGAAGAUAUGUUACUGGAUUGUAAAGUAAGCAACGUGCUGCGAGAUAAAUUGGGGGUGUCGAUUGAACCGGAGUCUAUUACAGCUAAACGGAAGGAAUUGAAUUUAUCAGGACUGCACGUACUUCAAAGUGCAGACAUUUGUAUUCCUACAAAAGAAAAAGGAUGUCUUUUUAACAUAAGUGCCGAUCCUUUAGAAGCGCAUGAUUUGUGGAAUAAAUUGCCCGAUAUUGUACAUUAUUUGACUCUACGCGUUCGAGUAUUGUGGUCUGAAAUGAAACCGAGGUAUGAGCCGAAGCGGGAUCCUAGAGCAGAUCCCUCGCUUCGUAAUUACACAUGGGCACCGUGGAUCGAAAACGAUGAAAUAUCGAUUGAACCUGAAAACAAAACCUAUCCAGCUUUUCCACUGCAUCUAUCUCAAAAAGAGCUUCAGUACAUUUUUAAAUUAAAUGUUGGAACCUUUUCAGAAAAAUUAUGCAAGUUAAUUAAAAACAUGGGGGACUCAUUUACGAAGACCCUUAGCAGUUUAUUUAACUAUUGA
Molecule: messenger RNA, 1851 nt
Organism: Papilio machaon (common yellow swallowtail)
Lineage: Eukaryota; Metazoa; Arthropoda; Insecta; Lepidoptera; Papilionidae
Product: arylsulfatase B
Exons: 8
Coding region: 52-1851 (599 amino acids)
Source: RefSeq, a predicted model, not a curated record